Molecule: messenger RNA, 829 nt
Organism: Oncorhynchus keta (chum salmon)
Lineage: Eukaryota; Metazoa; Chordata; Actinopteri; Salmoniformes; Salmonidae
Product: centromere protein P-like
Exons: 6
Coding region: 146-814 (222 amino acids)
Biological process (GO): CENP-A containing chromatin assembly
Cellular component (GO): nucleus; chromosome, centromeric region
Source: RefSeq, a predicted model, not a curated record
AUAAUUUACCUUCGCUAUCGUGGUAUUACCAAUGUUGUUUGAGUUGACAAAACGUUAUGAUCUUCUGAGAUGUAAUAUACCUCCGUUAAUUUGAGCAGAUCCGUCCCACAACAUUUAUUCCGGAAGUCAGAAACAGCGCGAAAGAAUGAAGAAGAGUCUGGAAAAUGUUUACGAGGCUCAAAUCGAAGCACUCCAAGAAGAGAUUGCAGCACUGCAAUGCCAACAGGACACGAAUGAACGAGAGAUCGCUAUGAACCUCACGGGAGGACGCAUGCAAGAUGCUCUGUUGAUCAUGACAGGUCAUCAGGAGAAGGAGAUGGGGAAAAGUCAGAGAGACAUCACAGCUCACCUGAAGACUGAGAUAAUGGAGAUGGAGGAAGAUCUCAUCAGACAGACCAAGCUAAACGGAAUCGUUCUGGUCAACUGCUGUGUGAAGACUGUGGAGAAAGGCAACAAGAAGAUGGUGCAACAACACAGGCUGACGGGCCACUGCUCCUUCUUAGACUUCCAAGUGGAGUUUGAGCUCACUGAUGUUCAGGAUGAUACUACCCUGGUGAGGACGAUCACUGACCUCAACAUCGUCAUGGACAGCACUGAGUUUAAGGACUUCAGUAAUUUUGUGUCUGGAGUGGAGGACAAGAGAGACCUGCUGCUGUUUUUCAGGACCCUCAGGAGGUUCUCUGACAGAUGUGAAGACAGACGUAGAACAUUCCAGCACUUCCAGGUAGGACUUUACUUAGUCCUUUUUUACUGCUCGUAUAGAUCACACCUGCCUCAAGGUAUCGUCUUCCAGUCCAGGUAUGACUGCCGUUAAACUCUCUCUAGUUGU